CCAGCAGGGAGACCAUACAAGUAACAUAUGUGUCCCCUGUUACUGUCUCUCUCAAUACCCCCUUAGGAUUGUGUAUAAACUGCUCUCGACGGACGCAUACCAUACAUUUCACGGAUAAAACCCUUAGUGCACAACGGCUUCUAACCAGUCUACUUUAAACAAUACAUCUCACAUCGAUCUAAACAUGGAUCCGGUUGCCCCUGUGCAGGAAGAUAUCAGGAGGGUCGGGCGGAAGGAGCUAUACACGGAUUUUGGAAAACGCAUGGAGUAUAUAAAGACGUUCCUGGAUUUCACAGACGACGACGUCGUAAUAUUUAAUAAAGGCUCAAAAUACCUGAAAACAGUUAUUCCGGAGCUCACCCAUCGUCUCUAUGAGAAGAUGCUGGAAUUCGAUAUCACAGCCCGUGCGCUCCGCACUCGAAGUACUACGUCCGAAGCACAAAUCGAGGACUUGUUCACAAUCGACAGUCCUCAAGUGCAACGGAGAAAGAUUUUCUGGAAAUGGUAUCUGACCAGAUUAUGCUCAGACCCCGGCCAGCCUUCGUACUGGGAGUAUCUACGAAAAGUUGGGGAAAUGCACACAGGAAAAGUCUUGAUGCAUCCAUUAACAAUAGAGUACAUCCAUAUGAAUGCUUGUCUUGGCUACGUGAAACAGCUACUGUUUGAAACAAUCUCACUGCAUCCAGAGAUGACAGUCAAGUUCAAGUUCGCUCUAAUCAGAUCUAUGAGCAAGGUCUUCUGCAUCCAAAACGAUCUAAUCUCCAAGUGCUACAUAAAUGAAGGCCAGGAGUUCGCAGACGAAGCAUUAAACACGACCAAUACAGACAAUGCACCAGCCAAAGGCAACGCGGACAAUGCAUCAACCACCACAGGCACCACAGAUAAUGCGUCAAUCGCUACGGGCACCACGGAUAAUGCGUCAAUCGCUACGGGCACCACGGAUAAUGCAUCAAUCGCCACGGGCAUCACGGACACAGCCUCGACCACAACCACAACCACAGACACAGCCUCAAUCACCAACAGCGAGGUAUCCUCAAUGCCCCAGGACAGACAAAGCCACCCCCAUUGCCUAAUCCCCGGAUUCAACACCUCGAGACCCAACUCAGCAGGGGAUACACAGAGCUCAAUCUCGCGAGACAGAAACGGAAGCGUCGAUCUGGACCGAGUGAUCUCGACAGCCGAAACGGCAGUGUCCUCUGACCGCCCAUCCACCUCCAGCAGUCAUCUAGUCACUCCCAGCGUUGUUCCAAAUCCAUCAGCAUUCGCGUCACCAUUUGCGGUCGGGCAUAUACAUAACUUCGAGACGAAAAUAUGGUCUUCUGGGAUGAAACAGAAAGGGUCCGGGUACAAGUAAAGUUACCAAGCUGAACAUCUUGAUUACAUCCCGAAAAUCCUUCGGGAUACCGAAUGAUACGAGCGUGGAUCUGCGAAUUCAAAUCCUGAGACCCAAAAGCAGUUACCGGAUGAUGAUUUCAAUGAGUGUCUUGAAAGUGCAUCGAUAGGCUCGUUUUGGAGUUUGUGUUUGGCCAUUAUCUUAUCACCCAUGUUGGUUGUUGCAUAUUUCCCUGUUAGCACUGUUUUUUAGUUAUAUACCUCUGUUCGUGUUCUCUCUUUGGUUUAAAACAGGCCCUCUCUACCCCAUAUGUUUCUUAUUGUUUUAGCGAGAAA
Molecule: messenger RNA, 1668 nt
Organism: Aspergillus pseudonomiae
Lineage: Eukaryota; Fungi; Ascomycota; Eurotiomycetes; Eurotiales; Aspergillaceae
Product: protoglobin family protein
Exons: 3
Coding region: 185-1354 (389 amino acids)
Molecular function (GO): heme binding; oxygen binding
Source: RefSeq, a predicted model, not a curated record